Acipenser ruthenus (sterlet) is the source of this 2084-nucleotide messenger RNA. Its product is annotated as ras-related protein Rab-35. Gene Ontology annotation, cellular component: plasma membrane; endosome membrane. Gene Ontology annotation, biological process: endocytic recycling. The transcript is spliced from 7 exons. Gene Ontology annotation, molecular function: GTP binding; GTPase activity. The record is from RefSeq and is a predicted model, not a curated record. Bases 1451 to 2065 code for a protein of 204 amino acids. Lineage: Eukaryota; Metazoa; Chordata; Actinopteri; Acipenseriformes; Acipenseridae.
GUUGCGUCCGCUGAGCCGUGGGCGGAGGCAAGAAUUUAAUGCAAAUCCAGUCGGGAGAACCGAAGAAGAGAAGGAGUGGUCUUGAGAGAGAGAGAGAGAAAGAGAGAGAAAGAAAAAAAAGAGGAGAGAGAGCAUUGUUUUAAUGCGACAGGGCCCGAGGCGAUAGCGGCCGGUCGGGAUAGUUUCCUGAGGAAUUGUGCGGGGAGAGGGAGCGAGGGGGCCGGCGGAACGGCUUCAAAACAGACCGCUGCUCGACCGCCAACAGCUGCGCGUUUGUUUACUUCAGGGACGUGUCGUCUUUUCGACAUAUAUCACAAAUAUUUAUUAGGAGUAGCCUAAUUGUUUUAUUAAUACGGUCACCGGGAGUGGCGUGGCAAAUUUGAGGAGUGAGUAUUUCACAUUUUCUUUUGAAACGGAAAAAUAACAUUCCUGUUCUUUGAAAAAAGAGGGAAGGAAAGAGAGGAACAUCGAUGAAAAUAAUUUCUUUUUUUUUUUUUUUUAAAGAAAUUGAUUAGACUUCUUCCUGAAGAGUUACAUUCAAUAUCUAUCUCUCUAUAAUCUAAGAAAAGGGGACGAGACAGACAGAAAAUAUGAUGAAAUCAAACUGAGAACCUCUUCGCCUUUAAAAUUACUCCAGAAAUAAUACGAAUAGAAUUUAUAUUAUUACUUUUUUUUUUUAAAAGCCAGCUUAAGCUCAAUUUUUUAAAAUUCCAGAAUUGGGGUGGGGAGUGAAAACGCACCGAGAAGCGUUUCAACGAAACAGAUUCAGAAACAACGACGCAGAACAAAUUGAAGUCGAGUUUGCUUAAGAACAGAACAAUGAAAGAAACGAGGUUUUUCACAGUUUUGGGAGAAUUAAGAUUUAUUCUGUGAUAAUAUUGUAAUUCAGUGUAGUUCUAAGAGACGUCUCGACUUUAAAUGUUAUUGAUAAGAUUCUGAAUACUUGAUUGAAGCUCUAAAUUGGCCACUGCGUUGUUUCACAGUGUGUGUUUUAUAUUUAAAAAUAUAUAUAUUUUUUGAGGGGGGAAAGAGACGGCAAACUUAAUCUGAAGGAAAUCUAGUUUGUGUGUCUGUGUUUUGGGAAUUAAGUAUCUUUAGAACUGGGAAAUUCCUGAUUACUGGAAUUCUCUUGGGAUUACAAAAACUGAAAUUUUGGGUGUUUUUUUUUUUUUGUGUGGAAAAACUGGGAAUCUUUUCGUUUUUACCUCUUUUGGAAUUUUUGCAAAAAACAAAACUGGGAAUAAAGUGACCGGAAAAUUGUCGGAUUUACAAACAACUGGAUAAAGUUUCUCUUCACCGUUCUCUUGGAAUCCCCAACGUGGAAAACAAACAAACAGAUUUAGUUUUGUUUGCUUGGAGGGGCUGGGCGGGGGGGGGCAGGGGAAAGAAUUCCUUGGGAUUUCUGGACGUUUUGGGAACCGGAAUAUUCUUGGAUUCCGAGGAAAAAGAAAUGGGAAUGGCUGGAAAGGAUUAUGACCAUCUGUUCAAGCUGCUCAUAAUUGGAGACUCAAAUGUGGGGAAGAGCAGUUUGCUGCUCCGUUUCGCUGACAACACCUUCUCAGGCAGUUACAUCACGACGAUUGGGGUGGAUUUUAAGAUUCGCACGGUGGAAAUCGACGGGGAGAAAGUGAAGCUGCAAAUCUGGGACACGGCCGGACAGGAGAGGUUUCGCACGAUCACAUCAACGUACUACAGGAACACGCACGGCGUGAUCAUCGUCUAUGACGUGACGAAUCCAGAGUCCUUCGUGAACGUGAAGAGGUGGCUCAACGAGAUCGGACAGAACUGCGACAACGUGUGCAAGAUACUGGUGGGUAAUAAGAGCGAGGACCCCUCUCGCAGUCAGGUGGACCCCCAGGAUGCCCGCAGGUUCGGCGAGUCGAUGGGGGUACCCCUGUACGAGACCAGCGCCAAAGAGAACCUCAAUGUGGAGGAGAUGUUCAUGGGGAUGACGCGGAUGGUUUUACGGGCCAAGAAAGCAUCGCAGGCCAGACUGGAGAGGAGAGGAGAUCUGGUGAAGAUCAAUAGCAAGCCCAGUAAGAAGAAGUCCAAGAAGUGUUGCUGAGGGAGGAGGAGGAGACGGA